Messenger RNA from Colletotrichum spaethianum, 348 nucleotides. RefSeq lists its product as uncharacterized. The record is from RefSeq and is a predicted model, not a curated record. NCBI's taxonomy places the organism in Eukaryota, Fungi, Ascomycota, Sordariomycetes, Glomerellales, Glomerellaceae. Bases 1 to 348 code for a protein of 115 amino acids. The transcript has a single exon.
AUGUCGGCCUUUGAGCGCGACUACACCCACCUGACCGUCGUCGACGCCCACCGCGCACUCGUCGGCUACCUCUCCAUCCCGCACCUCCAGGCCCUGCUCGACGCCGGCAAGGUCUCGCCCUCGGACCCGCUCUCCAAGGCCAUGGUCCGGUUCCAGCGCAAGGGGCGCAAGUACCGCGUCAUCACGAUGCAGACCCCGCUCGAGGAGCUCGAGGCCUUCUUCGAGGGCGACGGCGUCGAGGGCCGGAAGAGCCACUUCGCCGUCAUCACGGACGAGAAGAGGCGCUUCGUGCUGGGCGUCGCGACGGUGCAGGACCUGGAGGAGUUUGUCAAGAGGAGGCCGGCAUGA